AUGGUUUCUAGAGAGAUGGCAGAUAAGUUGAAUUUACAGUGUGAGAAACAUCCUCACCCUUACCAUAUUGCAUGGUUUAAGAAGGGGAAUGAAGUUACUAUUGAUAAGAGGUGCUUGAUCAAUUUUUCUAUAGGAAAAAAUUACAAAGAUGAGGUCUGGUGUGAUGUCAUCCCAAUGGAUGCAUGUCAUGUAUUACUGGGGAGACCUUGGCAAUAUGACAGAAAGGUCAUGCAUGAUGGGGAAAGGAAUACAUAUACAUUUUGGAAGGAAGGAACGAAAGUCAUCUUAUUACCCCUUAAGGAUGUAGGGGAAGCUAAGAAUAUGUUGUCUGAAAGAGAGCUUGUUAAGGAGAUGAAGGUGAUAGGAUUAUAUUAUGCAUUAAUGGUACAAAAGGAGGAAGGAGGAAGGAUAACAAUCCCUGCUGAAGUAAUAAAGAUACUCAAAGAAUAUAGUGAUGUUAUACCUGAUGAGCUACCUGAUGGUCUUCCACCGAAGUGA
Molecule: messenger RNA, 498 nt
Organism: Cryptomeria japonica (Japanese cedar)
Lineage: Eukaryota; Viridiplantae; Streptophyta; Pinopsida; Cupressales; Cupressaceae
Exons: 1
Coding region: 1-498 (165 amino acids)
Source: RefSeq, a predicted model, not a curated record